AUGCAGUCUUUGAUCUACAAUCUCUGUCGUGCGAACUAUACCUUUCAUCUCUUAUCUCAUGGUUUCGAUGUCCAUGAAGGAAUCAAACUAGUCGACACUCCAUAUUCACAAGCUGUUACUGCUCACCAGCAGACUUAUGCAAGAGAUUUAGCUCAAGAACGGUAUACUCAAGAAAUGGAUUAUUUAUACCCAGAUACACUAAAGAAGUGUCAACCGUUUAGUAUAUAA
Caenorhabditis remanei is the source of this 228-nucleotide messenger RNA. RefSeq lists its product as uncharacterized. Lineage: Eukaryota; Metazoa; Nematoda; Chromadorea; Rhabditida; Rhabditidae. The transcript has 3 exons. The record is from RefSeq and is a predicted model, not a curated record. The coding region runs from base 1 to 228 and encodes 75 amino acids.